AUCAUGGCCGCUCCAAACAGAUCUAAAACCUAAAUUCUCCUCUCUCUCUCUCGAGUAGACAAUCUCUUGCCGUCCUAUCGAAACCAUGUCUGACGUCUCCAACAGUAAGAAGACAUGUGUUUUCUGGGACGUCGUGGAUUGCCCGGUGCCUGAAGGUUACGGUGUUAGGGAUGUUUCGCAGAACAUUAGACAGACCCUUGAGAAAUCCGGUUACAACGGUGAGGUAUCCAUCAAUGCUUAUGUGAAUCAGACCAAUGAUGAUUUCAACGAGUAUGCUUCUACCGACCCGGGAUUCAAGAUCAUACUUGCUCCACAAGGAGAUAGAGUUGCUAGACUUGAGAUGCUUCUAGUGGACCUUCUAAUCUGGUCAAUUGAAAAUCGUUCACCUGCAAAUUAUAUGCUUAUCCUUGGGGACAUCUUCGUGGGAGAUGAUGAUGAUUACAGGGAGUUUGUCAAGGCAUUCGUCCGGUUGGAAUAUAGACAUUUCACAUGUCUCUUGGUACAGCCUCAAAAGUCAUUAGUCAUGAGAGAUUAUGCGGUAACAAAAUGGUGGCUUUGGAAAGACUUAUCAACUGGAGUUGCUGCCCAAUGCGAAAGUUCACAAGGUGUUGACAAUACUUGUAGUGCAAGUAGUUCAUAAGGUGUCUGUCUGUGCGUAGCCCUGAAGUCUAUCUAUGCAGAGAAAAAUUGUGGAGCUACUCAGGGUUAUUUCUUACUUUUGUUUCGAUGUCGGUCUCUUCUCGUCCUAGUUUCUCUUUCAUUUUAUUGCAUAAAAUCUCUGCUAUCCAAUAUCUCCCUCUCAAGAAAAUAUAUUUUCACAAUGGAAGAAAAUAUUGCAAGUGAAAGCAGAAUAAUAUAUUAAGUUCCCUUUUUUUUA
This is a messenger RNA of Camelina sativa (false flax), 877 nucleotides long. NCBI's taxonomy places the organism in Eukaryota, Viridiplantae, Streptophyta, Magnoliopsida, Brassicales, Brassicaceae. The record is from RefSeq and is a predicted model, not a curated record.